UAGCCAGUCAGAGCUACGUUUCCAUCGUCAACAGGAAACGAGGGAAGCGUCCUUGGAGAUGUUGUUAGUACUGUAACUUUCAUAUCUUUCUCCCUUCUGCGUACACCAUGUCUCUAUUAAACAACUUAUAACCGGUCGGUUUUGCCACAGAGGCUAAUGAGAAAACGAUUGAAAGUUUGGAAGUAACCAUGACUGCAGCUGCUCUCAUAGGAGACCAACUGAUCCUUGAAGAGGACUAUGAUGAAAGCUAUACACCCUCUGAACAAGAGAUCCAAGAGUACGCAAGAGAGAUUGGCAUUGAUCCCGACGGUGAGCCGGAGCUCCUGUGGCUGGCUAGGGAAGGCAUCGUUGCCCCUCUGCCUCCCGAGUGGAAGCCUUGCCAGGAUGUGACAGGGGAUAUCUACUAUUUCAACUUCUCCUCGGGACAGUCCACAUGGGAUCACCCAUGCGACGAGCACUACCGCCGCCUGGUGGCCCAGGAGCGUGAGCGAGCCCAGCUCACGGCGGCUGCAGGAGGCACAGGGGCGAAGAAGGACAAGGACAAGAAGAAGAAGAAAGAAAAGAAGGAGAAGAAAGAGAAAAAGAAGAAGGAGCCGCUCAAAACUCCUGGAGCACUGAGUUCAGCCCUGGGACCUCUACCAUCCCCCCUGGGCAGCCUGGCUCCUCUGAGAGGUCUGGAUGCUCUUGGCCCAGGCCCACUGCCUGGUUCGGCCCCUGCUCUGCGGCGGUCCCUUGGCAGCACUGGGGGACUGGAGCCCCUAAAGACUUCCCUUGGGGGCCCUCGGAGCAGUGGAGCAUCUAGUGUUUUAGGCAGCAGGCAGGAGGAGAGGGUGUCUCUCACUCUGCCUGGCUUUGAUGAUGAUGAUGAUGAUGAUGAUGAUGAUGAUGAUGACAAUAAGAAAAUCUCCAAAAACGAGCCGAGUCCUCGCGUUUCAGACCGAUUAUUGAAGAACCUUCAUCUAGACCUGGAUGCCCUUGGAGGAGGCCUACAUUAUGAGGACAGUGAAGCCAGUGGUGAAGCUCCAGCUGAGGAGAGAACAGAUCCAGAAUUGCAGGACUUGGCCUUAUCUGGAGACCACAGCCCUGAACCACCAUCCCAACAGGAGUCUGAGGCCAGUGAAGACAUCGAGAAGGCUCCAUCCUCCAUAGAUGUCAAGCUGUCGGAAAAGGUUCUGGACAUCAACGACCUGUCCGGCACUAUCAGUCCACUGGAGAGAGACGAUAAAGAGGAAACAAAAAAGGAAGAGGAGAAUGAAUGGGGGGCAAAGACAAAGGAGGCUAAGGCUGCCAAGGGCCAUUUGCAGGCUGCUGGCAGAGACAACCCUCUAGCUCCAAAAGUUGACCGACUCAUCCUCCACCAGCUCAGCCAUUCGCCCUCCCUCUCAAGCUCAUCCCACUCAGAUCAAGCUGACAUGCUCCGUUUAAAAACCGAAAGCCUCGGCAUGUCUCUGGGGUUACAAAGGCCUGAGACCUCCAGAGGUCGGCUGGUCCGCACUUCCAACACCCAGCUUGAAGACUCUGAACCCCCCUUUCAAAACCAGGAGAGCCCACUGGAAGAAGAGGGCAGCUCAAGAGAAGAGCUGAGGAAAAAAGAAGACGAGGAGGAGAGGAAGCUGAAGGAGGAGAGUGAGGAAAGACUGAGGGCUCUACGGCAGCAUCUCGUGUCUAAGAGGAGAGAGGAGGAGGCCAGGCUGAAUAAAGAGUCUGAGAGGACACUGGAGGAGCUCAGAGAGUCUGUCCGCCUGGAGAGGGAGAGGGAGCAACACCAACUCAGGAAGGAGAGUGAGGUCAUGCUGAAGGAGUUAAGCAUCACUCUAGAGGAAGAGCGAGUAGCGGAGCGCGACAGACUGGAGGCCCAGAAGAGGCAGGACACUGAACGUCUGAAGGCUGAGUCGGAAGAGGAGCUGCAAGCGGAGAAGAGGAGACUCCAGGGAGAGAGGGAGGAGAAACUGAACUCCCUGAAACACGAGGUCAAUAUAACAGAGAAGAGGAGGGAGUACAUGAGUCCACGUCCUGAACAGCAACUGGCAGAUUACCACCGAGAGCUAGCUGAUGUUCUUCAGGAAGUGCGGGAAGAGGUGCAGCGUGAUCACGAGAGGAAGCUGGAGCAGUUGAGGGAGGACCACAGAAGAGAGAUGAACAGCAUCAGAGAGAAAUACUUGGAUGAGGAGACUGCUCAGAGGGCGCGCUUGCUUUCUACUCUGCAGGAGGACAGAGAGCAUCUGCAGGCCUCGCAUGCUGUCCAACUGGAGAAACUCCGCCUGCAGCUCAACACACAGAUACAAAAGACACAGCUGACACACUCGCGCAAGGAGUCAGAACUGGAGGAUCUAAAAGAUCAGAUGGAGCUGAGAGCCAGAGAGCUGAAGAGCCAGGAGGCCAUGCUGCAGACCAAGGUAGCAGAUCUGAAGAGGAGGAGGAAGAAGCUUGGAGAGGAAGAGGAGGAAGUAGACAGACAGAUAGAGGCCUUACCCCGGCUGAUCCAGGAGAGAGACCAGCUGAUGGAGGAGCUGGAGAGGAUGAGAGAGGAGAAAACUCAAGCCAGAGAACUCCUUCAGAGAGCCAGGGAAGAGAGGAGUGAGGCCAAGGAGGAGGGGGAGAGGCUUCGGGAGGAGAGAGACAAAGCCAGGGAAGAGAGCAGGAGGUCAAAGGAGAACAAAGAGCGACUGGAGAGCAAGGUGGCAUUGAUGCAGGAGAGAUGCAACCAUCUCAGUCGCAGAGUCAGUGAGCUAGAAUCAGGAGCAAGCAUCUCCACCAGACCAGAACCUAAACAGGACAAAAAGAAGGCAGAGAAAGCAGAGGUGACAGCGCCCUCCAGUGACAGAAGAGACUCACCGCUACAUGUAGAAGACCUGGAGGACCUUCCACUCUCCCCUGUACCCGACAGCCACAGCAGCAUGGACGAGUUUCGACGCUACAUCUCCACACAUAACGCAUCCAUCCGAAAAACCAAAGUCUUCCUGGAGAGGGAGAGCAGCCGGCUGAUGGAGAGACGGGCAGCUCUGCGGGCGGCCCAGACCAGCUCCUUCCAGGACCCCAGCCACAAUGAAGGGGUUACUGAGGAGAUGACGAGAAACCUCCAGCAGGAGGCCAGAAAUGUGGUGGAGCUGCAGCGGGCGGUUCAGAGAGGAACCACUCUCCUGCGGAGGAAAGAGGAGCAACUCCAGCAGCUAGAGAGCUCUAUAGCUGAUGAGCCUCUGUUUGAGGGUCUGUCUCGGCUGGCAGGAGAGAGGAAGGUGACUUUUGAUGUGACUGAAUCUGACCUCAGCAGCACUGUGGACCCAUUGAAUGGAACAGAAGGUCAUCCUACAGUCCCGGACAAAGUCCAGGAGUUAGGAGAGUCUUUGCAGCAGAUCUCAAGCCAGCUCAACACCGUGCUGAGUGCGUUGGGUUCGCUGGCCCAGAGGCAGAACGACACACCCUAUUCAGCCUACCCUCUGCAUCUGUCUCAACCUCACUCCACCCCAACUGCCACCUCCACCUCUGCAGCAGUCAUGCACCAGAUGCACAACCGGGGUCCCGGCUCCUCAGCCCCACCUCCCCCAGUGAGGCUCCACGAGCCGUCCUGGAACUGGGCACCCCAAGGCACCUCUGCAGCCACCCCUCUUUUCAGUACCCGCAACAGCAGUGGGUUGAGCGGCUCUGAGGAUCUAAUCAACAGCAGAUGGAGCCAGAUAUUCUCCAGAGGAGCUAUGGACCCGAUCGCCUCCAGCACCAUGGGGCCUACCUCUGCGUACUCAUCAUACAUUCCUGCUAGUGAACAUGGUCGUAGCCUGCGGCCCAUGCAGAAGUCAGGGGAGGUAGACGGCCAGAAGCUGCAGGGGCUGAUUGACGGCAACAAGAGGUGGCUGGAGAUGCGCAAGAAAGACACCAGCAUACCUCUUUUCACUCGGUAUCCGGUUCCUUCAACCAAGAGCGGCCUGCUCCAGCUGGGCCUGGAUGACAACAACCAGAUCAGAGUCUAUCAUUACUGAGGACAUGACAUACAGUUCAGUCCUGUUGCACUGUGACUGUCACUGAGGACUUUGAAGCAUUAAUGGCUUGUCACGUUUACACGCAGGGCUUGACGUGAGCGUCCCCUGAGUCAUUCCUUUAAAAGAAAACAACUUUUAGUGCAAAGGUUCUCAGGGAAAGUCCAACCUCAUCUACGGUGGAUUUGAGAAAGAGAUGACUGCAGAGGACAUGGCAAUUCAGGGAGCAACGUGUCACAGAGGGCUGAGGACUUUCAUCCUCCAACAUUAUAUAUGGCUGUGAGCAACAGGAGACUGUUUUAAAGCACUUCAGUGUCCCGUUUACAGAUUAUAGCUCAAUGGCUCAAGGCUUGGGCCAAAUGGUUUACUGUAGCUUACUGUGAUGCCCAAUGGGAAAGUCAAGUUUACUAUACUUCUCCAGCUAAAAACAUCCCAGACACUUAUCUUCAUCUUGUGAACCCAUUUGCUGCUGUAGGCAGGAAAUAAUACAUCAUAG
Molecule: messenger RNA, 4467 nt
Organism: Etheostoma cragini (Arkansas darter)
Lineage: Eukaryota; Metazoa; Chordata; Actinopteri; Perciformes; Percidae
Product: centrosomal protein of 164 kDa-like
Exons: 28
Coding region: 189-3974 (1261 amino acids)
Molecular function (GO): protein binding
Source: RefSeq, a predicted model, not a curated record